Messenger RNA from Zingiber officinale, 1121 nucleotides. RefSeq names its product F-box protein At2g02240-like. The coding region runs from base 31 to 885 and encodes 284 amino acids. The transcript has 3 exons. Lineage: Eukaryota; Viridiplantae; Streptophyta; Magnoliopsida; Zingiberales; Zingiberaceae. Gene Ontology annotation, molecular function: protein binding. The record is from RefSeq and is a predicted model, not a curated record.
CGUCGAUCACUUGUUCCGUGGAACCAGGCAAUGGCAACAGAGAAAAGAGGGCGGCCAUCCACUUGCGGCUUCUCCAUGCUACCGGAGGAGUGCGUCAGCUAUCUGCUCUCCUUCACUUCGCCUCGUGACGUCUGCAGGUCGUCGCUGGUCUCCAAGUCUUUCCUCGCUGCGGCACAAACUGAUGUCUUGUGGGAGUCCUUCCUGCCUUCGGACGUGGCUGAGAUACUAUCGCGCGCCACACAUCCGGUGGAUUACUCCUCUAGGAAGGAGCUGUACUUCUGCCUCUGCCAUCCCCUCCUCGUCGACGAAGGCAGACUGUUGACUUUACAGAGCUUCCAAUUGGAAAGGUCAACAGGGAAGAAGACUUACAUGCUAUCUCCGGAAACCAUGGGUAUAACCUGGAUGGAUACUCCUCAGUAUUGGAGAUGGAUUUCUCUUCCACACUCUAGGUUUAGUAGGCAGGCAGAGCUUUUAUCUGUUUGCUGGCUUCAUAUAACCGGCUCAAUAGACAGUCGAUUGCUCUCCCAAAAGACAAUGUAUACAGCAUACAUGAUCUACAAGUUAAAUCCCGAUUCAUAUGGUCUUGAUUCCAACUCCCAAAAGGCCUCCAUCAAAUUAGGAGCUCAUUCACAAGAAAACCGUGUCUCUUUGGAACCAGAUGAUGAAGAGGAUGAUGAGGAAGAAGAAGAAAAGCAAAUACAGCUGAGAGGGGAUGGAUGGUUGGAAAUGGAGCUAGGCGAGAUUUAUAACGAUCAAGGCGAUGAAGGAGAGAUUGCAAUCAUAUUUAGUGACGUUGAAGAACUCCAUUGGAAGAAAGGCCUUGUUUUCGCUGGAUUUGAGAUUAGGCCGACCAAAAGAAAGGUGGAUGUUGAAUUGUUAGGUUAAUUUGUUUGUAAACUCAAUUAAAUGUAGUUUUCAUGGUGAUGUGCUUAUACAUUGAUAUGUGACACUAUUUGAUUGUGUAUUGUUAUAAUAGUUGGCUUUAGAUGUUUCAUCAAAUGCUUCUUAUUUCUUGCUUUUACGGACUAGAAAGUUCCUUGAAAGACAUCUAUAAUAACCUUUGUUUUCCAAAAUUAAACAUAGCUUGAAUCAUGUUUCGAAUCUGAUUUAACGAAAUCAAA